Messenger RNA from Brienomyrus brachyistius, 1791 nucleotides. RefSeq names its product opsin-5-like. The transcript is spliced from 6 exons. Gene Ontology annotation, molecular function: G protein-coupled receptor activity. NCBI's taxonomy places the organism in Eukaryota, Metazoa, Chordata, Actinopteri, Osteoglossiformes, Mormyridae. Gene Ontology annotation, cellular component: membrane. The coding region runs from base 156 to 1319 and encodes 387 amino acids. The record is from RefSeq and is a predicted model, not a curated record. Gene Ontology annotation, biological process: visual perception; G protein-coupled receptor signaling pathway.
UGCGGGGGUGUGCGUGCUGCUCUCGUCUCCUGGCACACACCAGCCUGCCUCCGUCCCCCCGCUGAAGGACAAGGGAGCCCCACCGCGGAAGACAAGACAGGAGGUCACCCUUUACCCAUGAGUCGCCUCUGUGAGUGGAGCGCUCUCCCCAGAAGAUGGGAAAUACAUCGAAAACAAGCUUGUUUGUUUCCACCAUCUCAGCAGAACAUGACUUCCUCAUGGGGACUCUAUACAGCACUUUCUGUGUCCUCUCCUUGCUGGCUAAUGGCGUACUGUUGUCAGUUGCCUGCUGCAGGAAGUCGUCGCUGAAGCCGGCUGAGUUCUUCAUCAUAAACCUGUCCAUCAGCGACUUAGGGAUGACCGUCACCCUCUUCCCCCUGGCCACAUCCUCCUCUUUCGCCCGCAGGUGGCUGUUCGGUGAGAUCACCUGCACUUACUAUGCAUUCUGCGGGGUUCUCUUCGCCCUGUGCAGCCUGACCAACCUCACCAUCCUGUCGGCCGUCUGCUGCCUCAAAGUCUGCUUCCCACAUUACGGUAACCGGUUCUCCUCCUCCCACGCCCGUGUCCUGGUCCUGGGGGCAUGGUGCUACGCUGUGGUCUUUGCCGUGGGGCCGAUGGCUGAGUGGGGUCGCUACGGGCCGGAGCCGUAUGGCACAGCAUGCUGCGUGGACUGGCACGUGCCCCGUGGGGACGCACACGCAGUGACCUAUGUGGUAGCCCUCUUCCUGUUUGGCUACGCGGUGCCCUGCACCGUCAUCCUCACCUCGUACGCCUUCAUCCUGCUGACGGUGCGCGGCUCACACCUGGCCAUGCGGCAGCACAUGUCCCCACAGAGCACGGUCUCCAACGCCCAUGUACUCAUCGUCAAGCUCUCCGUGGCAGUGUGCGCCGGCUUCCUGGCCGCAUGGAGCCCCUACGCCGUGGUGGCCAUUUGGGCAGCCAGCAGCGGCACCGCCCAGGUGCCCCCGGUUGCCUUCGCCCUGGCAGCCAUCUUUGCCAAGUCCUCCACCGUCUACAACCCCAUCGUCUACCUGUUGUUCAAGCCCAACUUCCGCAAGUCACUGUACCGGGGUGCGGCGCACUUCCGGGGCCGACUCCAGCAAGGCCGGACCUCCCAGCGUAACCACGGAGACAUCAGCCAUUCUACGCACUUGUCUGAUGGUCCGCACGACUGGCACGGAAGGUGCCGGCACUGUGUGGAGGAUGGGGCGCUCUGCGUGGCGCCGGCACAGAGGACUGCUCGUGUCCUGGUGGUUUCAGCCCACAGCGAGGUACGCGUCAGCCAGAUCUCCGACAGACUUCACUGCGACUUCCUCUGAAGGGGCGCCCUGCACGGCCAGUUCCAGCGGCUGGGACCCGAGCGGCCAAUAGGACAGAGACGAGCACCAGCAAUCAGAAGGCUUAGAAGAUGGCUUUGUAUAUGGGGAGGCACCCAGACAGUGACUCAACACCACAGUUACAAUAACCCUGACCACAAGGGGGCAGAGUACUUCCAACAAAAUAAACAUGGGCAGAACAAAUAGCGGUACAACACCUGUCUCAUCUUUGUAGAUUUAUGCAAGGGAGGCUCCUUCUCCAUUUUAGCAGUGAGUGGGCCUCCCAUCCACAGUACAUCCACGAUCACCUCACAGUUUCAAGUCCGUACUGAUGUUUAGUGCCAUAGAAUAAAUAAUAUUUCAAUUAUGCAUCUUCUGGUCCCCGGACUACAUAAGACAAACUUUUCCUCUGUCUGGAAGCCUGCGUGACCAAACCCUAUCCAGUGACCUGGCUGGUCUUCUUUCUAAGCUUUGA